Molecule: messenger RNA, 1488 nt
Organism: Naumovozyma dairenensis CBS 421
Lineage: Eukaryota; Fungi; Ascomycota; Saccharomycetes; Saccharomycetales; Saccharomycetaceae
Gene: ALG3
Product: dolichyl-P-Man:Man(5)GlcNAc(2)-PP-dolichol alpha-1,3-mannosyltransferase
Exons: 1
Coding region: 1-1488 (495 amino acids)
Cellular component (GO): endoplasmic reticulum
Molecular function (GO): dol-P-Man:Man(5)GlcNAc(2)-PP-Dol alpha-1,3-mannosyltransferase activity
Source: RefSeq, a predicted model, not a curated record
AUGGUUCAUAAAGAAACAAAAAAGAAGAACCUUGACGUAGUCAUCGAGGAUAUUACCACGACAACGACAACGAAAAAGAAUGAAACGAAACCAUUUGAAAGACCACCAAUUGAUCUAAUUCAAGAUAUGAAAGAUGGCAUUCGAUACAUAUUAUUUAAUAAUCAGGCCAAUUUAAUCAUAAUGCCCAUAUUAUUAUUGAUUGAAUCCAUCGUUUUGAAAUACAUUAUUUUUAAAAUCCCAUAUACUGAAAUUGAUUAUAAAGCUUACAUGGAACAAAUUGAAAUGAUAACAUAUGAUAAUGAAUUAGAUUAUUCAAAGAUUCGUGGUGGUACAGGACCGUUAGUUUACCCUGCAGGUCAUGUUUUCAUCUAUAAAUUAAUGUAUAAAUGGAUUACUGAUGGAAUGGAGAAUAUUCAUGAUGGUCAAGUAGUAUUUAGAUAUUUGUAUUUGAUUACUUUAUUGGGUCAAUUUAUUUGUUAUUAUAUUAUGGGGUUGAAACCAUGGUGUGUUGUUUUAGCUUGUAUGUCAAAGAGAUUGCAUUCCAUAUAUGUGUUAAGAUUAUUUAAUGAUUGUUUUACUACUGCUGUCAUGGUUUGGGUUGUAGUAUUAUUGUUAUGUGGUGGUAAAUUACUGGAAUUCAAGAGUUCUACCAAAAAAAUGCAAGAUAAUAGCAGUAAAACGAUAAAAAAAUGGCAUUUAAUUUGUUUAUCCAUUGUAAUUUCAAUCUUAUACAGUUUUGCUAUCAGUAUCAAAAUGAAUGCAUUGUUAUAUUUCCCCAGCAUAAUGAUAUCUUUAUAUUUAAUUAAUGAAGGUCAAUUGCUCAAUAUUAUUGGAUAUUUAUUCGUGAUAUGUGGGAUCCAAACUAUUAUUGCAUUACCCUUUUUGAAAACAUAUCCAAUGGAAUAUUUCGAAAAUGCAUUUAAUUUUGGAAGAAAAUUUAUGUUUGAAUGGAGUAUUAAUUGGCAAUUUUUACAUGAAGAUGCCUUUAAUAAUGAAUUUUUCCAUUUAUCAUUAUUAAUUUGUCACGUCAUGUUAUUAUUGACUGUGAUAUUAAUUAAAUAUCCAGAUUUUUUACUAAAUGUUUUGGAAUCGUUAAGUUAUCCAUUAAGUGAAACAAUUACAAAUAAUAAGGACAAUUUGAACUCUAUUACUUCAAUCAUAUGUUACAUUGUAAUUGUCACUAAUUUUGUUGGAGUGAUAUUUUCUCGAUCUUUACAUUAUCAAUUCUUAUCAUGGUAUCAUUGGACGUUACCAUUAUUAAUUCAUUGGUCUCAUAUGCCAAUAUAUUUAGGACCCAUGUGGUAUUUAAUUCAUGAAUAUUGUUGGAAUUCGUACCCACCAAAUAAGGGGGCAAGUAUUUUAUUAACUUGUGUGAAUGAUAUUUUAUUAUUUCUUGUUAUUUAUUACCAUGGAGAUAGUGAUGUUAGUACAAAUGAGACAAUGAAUACGAAAGUUACUAUGGUUGAGGAUGAUAAGAAGGAAAAGUAA